Messenger RNA from Sphaeroforma arctica JP610, 762 nucleotides. RefSeq lists its product as hypothetical. Lineage: Eukaryota; Ichthyosporea; Ichthyophonida. Gene Ontology annotation, molecular function: tRNA binding; tRNA (cytidine-N5)-methyltransferase activity. Gene Ontology annotation, biological process: tRNA methylation. Gene Ontology annotation, cellular component: nucleus; cytoplasm. The coding region runs from base 1 to 762 and encodes 253 amino acids. The transcript has 4 exons. The record is from RefSeq and is a predicted model, not a curated record.
AUGAUCGAGGAAGAGUACUUUCCCUCCAUCAAAGACUUCAAGUCUGAGGACGCAGACGGAGUGGUAUACGGACAGCCCAAGACUAUGCCGUGGUAUCCCGAUGGGCGUGCAUACCAUAUUGACUGGCCCAAGCAGAUCAUUAGAAAGCACGCGGAGCUCAAACGCUUCCACGAGUUUCUGGUCAACUGCGAUCAGGUGGGGUCGAUCAGCCGCCAGGAGGCUGUGAGCAUGAUUCCCCCGGUUGUGCUUAACGUGCAGAAGGGCGAUGUUGUGCUGGAUAUGUGUGCCUCUCCAGGCUCAAAGACCAAACAACUCAUCGAAAUGGUCACCGGGACGGACGUUGAUCCGAAGUUGGUUGGGGUUAACAAAGAAAGGAACGCUGAGCUUCCCGACGGUAUGGUUGUAGCCAAUGACUUUGACCCUCGUCGGUGCUAUCUGCUGGUGCACCAGGCCUCGGCCCUUGACUCACCCGCACUCGUGGUCACCAACCACAACGGCAUGUCCUUCCCCAAUAUUUACAAACCCAACGCCGACGGAAACGGGCCAGACAAGUCCAAGCCAAUCCUAUUCGAUCGGGUGCUAUGCGACGUCCCUUGCAGUGGGGACGGUACGGCGCGUAAGAACAUUCAAGUGUGGCAACGAUGGAGCCCAAUGGACGGACCCAACCAGCACCAUUUGCAGAAACGCAUCCUCACCCGUGGUGCUGAGGUACUUGUGUUGGUUGUAUAUGGUGGAUGUGGGGACGGGGUCUGGUGGUUGUAG